Hevea brasiliensis (rubber tree) is the source of this 954-nucleotide messenger RNA. RefSeq lists its product as uncharacterized. The record is from RefSeq and is a predicted model, not a curated record. The transcript has 2 exons. Bases 1 to 954 code for a protein of 317 amino acids. Lineage: Eukaryota; Viridiplantae; Streptophyta; Magnoliopsida; Malpighiales; Euphorbiaceae.
AUGGCUCCUAGUAAAGGAUGGAUGGAUCUUGUUGGUGAUCGUCUUAAUGAUGUAUAUCUACGUGGGGUUGAGGAAUUUUUAGACUAUGCUUUUAAGAAGACUGGGAGGCGUGGGGAAAUACGUUGUCCAUGCGUCAAGUGUAGUAACACGUAUUCCGCCACACGAGAAGUGGUAGGGACACAUCUCAAGGUGUAUGGAAUAAUACAUAAUUAUACAUUUUGGUAUCACCAUGGAGAAAGGGUAGGUGAAUCUGAAUCUAAUUUAGAAAGUGUUGAACAAAGUGAAGAUGAGCCUAGCAAUGAGAUGCAUGACAUUUUAAGGGAUUUAUAUCCAGAGUUUUGUGGUCAAGAUACAAAUGAUAUGGAUACGAAUAUCUUCGCUUGUGAUAUUCAUAAAGAGGAACUGAAUGAGGAAACGAAUAAAUUCUAUAGGUUACUAAGAGAUUUUGAGCAACCAUUAUACCAAGAUGAAUUAUUACCUCAAGGAUCUAAUUUGCCACAAUCGUAUUAUGAUGCAAAGAAAGUAAUUCAAGAUCUUGGUCUCUCAUACAAAAAAAUUGAUGCAUGUGUAAAUAAUUGCAUGUUAUAUUGGAAAGAGGAUGAGAGGCUAGAUUUUUGUAAGAUUUGCGGCUAUUCUAGAUGGAAGACUGAUAAAUAUAAUGGGGAAGACAAGGUUAAAACCAAUGGGAAGAGAAUACCAAAAAAAAUUCUGCGUUACUUUCCACUAAAGCCAAGACUUCAAAGAUUGUUUAUGUCUACAAAGACAGCGUCUUUGAUGAGAUGGCAUAAAGAUAAGAGGGUAGAUGAUGGAGUGAUGAGACACCCUGCUGAUUCAAUGGCAUGGAUUUCCUUUGACAAACUACAUCCAAAUUUUGCCUCAGACUCUCGCAAUGCGAGACUAGGCCUUGCUAGUGAUGGAUUUCAACCUUUUGCCAAUUCAAAAAAUGCCAUAUAG